Molecule: messenger RNA, 4896 nt
Organism: Anas platyrhynchos (mallard)
Lineage: Eukaryota; Metazoa; Chordata; Aves; Anseriformes; Anatidae
Gene: NLGN3
Product: neuroligin 3
Cellular component (GO): membrane
Molecular function (GO): neurexin family protein binding
Source: RefSeq, a predicted model, not a curated record
CCUUUGCCGGGGGAAGAGCUGGGCUGGCCGGGAGCAGCGGGAGGAGCCGUAGGCGGCUCAUCCUGGGGACGCUUCGCUCCCACCUCCCGUGGGAUGCGAGGGAAUAGCUUCCCGAACGAAACGUCCUCUCCUGGAUCUUCUCCUUCAUUACUGCGUGCGCCUGGGCAGGCUGGGGGAAGGAGCCUUCAGCCCCGCUGGGGUGAGCGCAGCGAUGCAGGGCUCCUGCAGCUGCCCCCGGGAGCGCCUCGGUGGAGAGGGCUGGGCGCUGGUGUUGGUGGCAGCCCGUCGAUAUUAAAUUAAGGCUAAAUUCCCCUACUAAAUGUUACGCUAACACGAAGUUACAGCAGGGAGCGCAGAGCGCAGAACAGCAAUAUGCGGCAUCAGCAAUCCCAGCCGGGCCGGGCCGUUCGAAGGGGGACCGCAGCAGGCAGCUCGCAGGCUCUGAGGCACGGUGGCACGUCGCUCCGGGGCUCUGUCCCUGAGUCUCCGGGCUCUCCCGCCCCACGGAUCUGGCCGUUCCUGCUGGGAAAACCGGAGGCUUGCGGUGAUGGGGAUGCGCUGAGCCCUCGCCCCAGGUAGCUUCAGGCCUGGAUGUUGGUGCUGCUCCUCCCGGACGAUGUGGCUGAUACUCUGGAGAAGCCCUCUCUUGCCCCCUGUUCUCCAAGUGCCUGAGCUGGUGGCCGGCUGGGACCUGCGUCUCGCCCUGUGGGUCCUGAGCUUCGCCUCGGCCGUCGUGCGCAUGGAGGGCCAGGUCUACUCUCCCACCGUCAACACGCACUAUGGGAAGCUGCGGGGGGUGCGCGUGCCGCUGCCCAGCGAGAUUUUGGGACCCGUGGACCAGUACUUGGGGGUGCCUUACGCCGCCCCCCCCGUCGGGGAGAAGAGGUUCAUGCCCCCCGAGCCGCCGCCCUCCUGGUCGGGCAUCAGGAACGCUACCCACUUCUCGCCGGUCUGCCCCCAGAACAUCCACAACGCCGUUCCCGAGAUCAUGCUGCCCAUCUGGUUUACCUCCAACCUGGACAUCGUGGCCACCUACAUCCAGGACCCCAAUGAGGACUGUCUGUACCUCAACAUCUACAUCCCCACGGAGGAUGUAAAACGGAUUUCCAAGGAAUGCACCCGAAAGCCCAACAAGAAAAUAUGUAGGAAAGGAGGAGCCAGCGCUAAGAAACAGGGAGAGGACUUAGCGGAUAAUGACGGGGAUGAAGACGAAGACAUCCGGGACAGCGGGGCCAAGCCGGUGAUGGUGUACAUCCACGGGGGCUCCUACAUGGAGGGCACGGGGAACAUGAUAGACGGCAGCGUCCUGGCCAGCUACGGGAACGUGAUUGUCAUCACCCUCAACUACCGCGUUGGAGUGCUGGGGUUCCUGAGCACGGGGGACCAGGCUGCUAAGGGCAACUACGGGCUGCUGGACCAGAUCCAGGCGCUGCGCUGGGUCAGCGAGAACAUCGCCUUCUUCGGCGGGGAUCCCCUGCGGAUCACCGUCUUCGGCUCCGGCAUCGGCGCCUCCUGCGUCAGCCUGCUCACCCUGUCCCACCACUCGGAAGGUCUCUUCCAGAGAGCCAUCAUCCAGAGCGGCUCCGCGCUCUCCAGCUGGGCAGUGAACUACCAGCCCGUGAAGUACACCAGCAUGCUGGCCGACAAGGUGGGCUGCAACGUGCUGGACACGGUGGACAUGGUGGACUGCCUGCGGCAGAAGAGUGCCAAGGAGCUGGUGGAGCAAGACAUCCAGCCGGCACGCUACCACGUGGCCUUUGGACCGGUCAUCGACGGUGACGUGAUCCCAGACGACCCAGAGAUCCUGAUGGAGCAGGGCGAGUUCCUCAAUUACGAUAUCAUGCUGGGUGUCAACCAGGGCGAGGGGCUGAAGUUCGUGGAGGGCGUGGUGGACCCCGAGGACGGCGUGUCGGGCAGCGACUUUGACUACUCGGUCUCCAACUUUGUAGACAACCUGUACGGCUACCCCGAGGGCAAGGACACCUUGCGGGAGACCAUCAAGUUCAUGUACACGGACUGGGCCGACCGGGACAACCCCGAGACACGCCGCAAGACCUUGGUGGCCCUCUUCACCGACCACCAGUGGGUAGAGCCGUCGGUGGUGACGGCCGACCUGCACGCCCGCUACGGCUCCCCCACCUACUUCUACGCCUUCUACCACCACUGCCAGAGCCUGAUGAAGCCCGCGUGGUCCGACGCGGCCCACGGGGAUGAGGUGCCUUACGUGUUCGGGAUCCCCAUGAUCGGCCCCACAGACCUCUUUCCCUGCAACUUCUCCAAGAACGACGUCAUGCUCAGUGCUGUGGUGAUGACCUACUGGACCAACUUUGCCAAGACGGGGGACCCCAACAAGCCCGUCCCCCAGGACACCAAGUUCAUCCACACCAAGGCCAACCGCUUUGAAGAAGUGGCCUGGUCCAAGUACAACCCCCGCGACCAGCUGUACCUGCACAUCGGGCUGAAGCCGCGGGUGCGCGACCACUACCGGGCCACCAAGGUGGCUUUCUGGAAGCACCUGGUCCCCCACCUGUACAACCUGCACGACAUGUUCCACUACACCUCCACCACCACCAAAGUGCCGCCACCCGACACCACGCAGAACUCCCACAUCACCCGCCGGCCCAACGGCAAGAUCUGGACCACCAAGCGCCCCGCCAUCUCACCCGCCUACAACAGCGAGAACGGGAAGGAGAAGUGGAGCCCGGAGCAGGAGGCGGGCACCCUGCUCGAGAGCCCCCGCGACUACUCCACCGAGCUGAGCGUCACCAUCGCCGUGGGCGCCUCCCUCCUCUUCCUCAACGUGCUGGCCUUCGCCGCCCUCUACUACCGCAAGGACAAGCGGCGGCAGGACACGCACCGGCAGCCCAGUCCCCAGCGCGGCGCCGCCAACGACAUCGCCCACGCGCCCGACGAGGAGAUGCCGUCGCUGCAGGCGAGCCAGGCGCACCACGAGUGCGAGGCCGUGCCGCCCCACGACGCCCUGCGCCUCGCUGCCCUGCCCGACUACACGCUGACGCUGCGCCGGUCCCCGGACGACAUCCCGCUCAUGACCCCCAACACCAUCACCAUGAUCCCCAACUCGCUGGUGGGGCUGCAGACCCUGCACCCCUACAACACCUUCGCCGCCGGCUUCAACAGCACGGGGCUCCCGCACUCACACUCCACCACCAGGGUAUAGCCGCCCGCGGCCGGCGCACACCCACGCACGCACGCACGCACACGCACGCAGCAGACACUGGCAGAGGGACCGGCGGGCGCCCCGGAUGGACUGGGCAGCGCACACGGACGGUGCGGCACCGAGCCCGGACCUGUGGGACCCAACGCCGCUGGCCGUCCCGCUCCCCUCGGCGCUUUCUUUCGUUCCUUUCUAACUCUUGAGAAGUGCUUCGACUCUCCCGGCUCCCGGCAGGAGGGCCCCUCCGGUCCAGCCGACAGCAGCCACAGGGCUCCUUGUGCCGGGGCUGUGCCUCCCCGCGGGGACACGGCGUCCCCAGCGCCCGCCGAGCACCCCGGGAUGGGUGCGCAGUGGUGCCGGGCAUCCCCCUCGGCCGGUGCCGGGGCUCCCCGGGAGGUUUGGCAUCUGGAGCGCUGUGGAUAAGGCUCCGAGCGGCGGCCCCGGGCCAUGGUGCUAUAGGCAGAGGCAGCGGGCAGGGGCCCGGGGCCUGGCCUCGCGCUGGGUGCGGGCGCUGGGGCCGGUGCCGGGGCGCUGGGAGCCGGGGAGCUGGCCCCGAGCUGGGGACUUGGCACCUCUGCCCCUCUUUGCGCUGCAGAGAACCUCUUUUGUGUCAGUCGUUUCUCUUUGCAGAGACGUUUUUUAAGCAGAUCUUUAGUUCUUUACACACUAACGGAGUCUCCGCGUUUUGUCCUUUGUAAAGAUUUUAAACCAAGUGUUCUUGAUAUAAAAUAAAAAGCCAGUUAGAAGAACCCCAGCGUGUGUGCACGGUGCCGGCCCCAACGCGGCCCCGCGGCCCCACUGCCCGCACGGGGCCGGCGGGCGCCAGGCAGGGCCCUGCCUCCCGCGCCGCGAGGCCGCGCUCUUUUGUAUUUUUGAUAUUCUCCCUCUUCUGUCACCCGUGCCCACGGAUCUCAGCCAAAUAGCCUACUCCAGGGCCUGGCCGCGAGCACCCCACGGCCCCCUUUGACCCAUCCCACCCUGCUGCCAGCACUGUCCAGUGCCACCCCCAGCCUCUCCUGGGUGUCACCCACCAGGGACGCCCACAGCUGAAGCGCGGCCACCCAGGGCAGCACCCGGUGCUCCCCACGGCCUCCCUGCCCUGCUCCCCGUCUGAUUCCCACCCUGCCACCCCCUCGUGCCCGCUGCCGGGGCCGUGCUGCAAUUCCUGCCCCAGCUGUGGAUUGCAGCGGGCCGGCAGCUCGGAGGGCGAGCUGGCUGCACCGAGGGUGCUUUCUGCCUCCCGGCACCUGGAUGUGCUCGCAGCGGGGCCCCGGGGGGUGACGCAGCCUGCGUGGGGACAGGGCACCCAUCCCGGGGCUGGGGCACCCGCAGGGCUGGUGGGGGCUCCGGAGCAGCUGGGCACGGAGAAGGAGCUGCCCGGGAGCCCACCCGGGGCAUCCCAGUGAGGGCAGGGAGUGUGUCAGCCGCCAGCACGGUCCCUGGCACCUUGGGUGUGGGGAAGCAGGAGGAGGGGGACGGGUCUGGCAGCUGGGGACAUCUCCUGUGUCCUUGUGGGGCCGCCAUCCCUCGCCCUGCGCGAGCCGGUCCGGCUGGCAGACGCUGCCCGUGCUGGCGGCCGUGACGCACCGGUGCCGCCUGGCCCCGCGUGGCCCCGCAGCCCGCCCCGGCUGGGGGGUGAGGAUGCUCGUUGGAGAAUGUAUUUAUACCCUGUCACCCGCGCAGAGUAACAAAUUCCAAAUAAAACAGAAGUGAUAUUUUUA